Molecule: messenger RNA, 3049 nt
Organism: Gigantopelta aegis
Lineage: Eukaryota; Metazoa; Mollusca; Gastropoda; Neomphalida; Peltospiridae
Product: multiple epidermal growth factor-like domains protein 10
Exons: 4
Coding region: 97-834 (245 amino acids)
Source: RefSeq, a predicted model, not a curated record
GGACAACAGGGGAACACCAGUCAGGGUCUACACCACUGUUCAUAUUGUGAAGGACUCUGUUCAGCUUGCCAGCCAGGAUACUAUGGACAACACUGUAUGAAACAAUGCAGAGUCUGUGACCAAGACGAGAUGUGUGACCAUCAGAACGGAAACUGCGUCAAGAGAGAUCACUCCAUGAACAUUAGCUCUAUAUGGGCGUACAACUGUGCGUUAUGCAGUGGUCAAUGUAAGUCCUGUGAUUCAGGUUGGUAUGGAGAAAACUGUACAGAAAGAUGCAUAAACUGUGGAAUGGACGGCUGUAAUAGAACAACAGGCAUUUGUCUUGAAUGUAAAAGUUAUUAUUGUGGAACAAACUGCACAGAUACUUGUCCGAAGACUUGUUCCAGGAGCCGUGAGAAAAGAAGUGUAUGCCACCGUGACUCUCGGUAUUGUUUGAAUGGCUGUCAAAAAGGGAUGUGGGGUGAUCGCUGCGAUAUCCCAUGCAGCAAAGGAUGUUUGAAUCGUAACUGUCGUUUUGAUGGCACCUGCCACUGCAGACCUGGAUACACUGGUUCAGAAUGUAUAGCACCUGCAGCUGAUCCAACAAGUACAAGUGCAACUGAUAACUAUAAUGGACUGAAUACACAUCAAGAUGGUGUUUCCGAAAUACGGUUUAUUGUACUUCUUGGUACUACAGUUAUCUCGAGUUUAAUAGGGAUAACGCUGUCAUUUCUGUUGUUGUACAUGUGGAGAACACGCCAGAGGAAAUAUGAAAGAGAUCAAGAGUGUAUGCUGCCAAUGACUGACAGAAAAAAAACACCCCACAAUAUCAAAGAGAUAUUUUGUUCGAUUUAAAACGAAUCAGUAACCAAUUCGCAUUCGUGUGUGUGUGUGUGUGUGUGUGUGUGUGUGUGUGUGUGUGUGUGUGUGUGUGUGUGUGUGUGUGUGUGUUGGUAACCAUAGUUUUUGCAGGCAAUACACCAUUCCUAUGUUAGACAUACUUUUGAAAAUUGCGUGAACGAUCAUUGAUUAUCGCGUGCUCGAAAACAUCUUGUUCAAACGAAAUGAGUUACCUGGAAGUUUUAAAGGAACAUGUUCAAUUCUCAGAGGACUGCUAUAAACAGGUAACCGAGUUUUAAUAACCAGUAAUAUCAAGGGAAAGAUAAGUAUUACUGGCAAAGAAACAACAUUUAAUCCCAGAAUAUUACCUACACAUACCUGUUGUAAUGCCUCAAAUCUUGACCCACCCUGUGGAAUUACUAUAAAUUUGCAUGUACCAUAUGUAAAUAGCACACAUGUUAACUCACCUUAUGUUUGUUCAGGAAAUGUCAAUGCAUCAACUGUAAAUAUUUUAUAAAAGAUGUUGACACUUUAUAAUACAUAAACUGCACAAUAAUGCUAAACAUAUGAACGAAUCUGACCACUGAGUAAACAAAAAGAGAGGCAAAUAUGUAAUCUAUUGGAUGUCAAACUGUGGUAAAGAUUACUUUAAAAUGAACAUGUACAAGACACACUUGAUAGACAGACAGACGGACAUACAGACCGGUAGAGGACUAACAAGAAUAACAUUAUAGCAUAGUGCAUGGUAGAGUGUUGACUUGAAAAUGGCACUCGCAAGAAUGGCAUGGGUUUUUACUUUUACAGCCACAUCUGAUCAUUUCCAUUAUAUAAUAUGUAAUAAUAAUAAUAACAUUGACACCAUUCGGAAUUGUAGUGCGUAAAUUGGUACAUAUGUCUUUCUUCCAUCCAAAGUCCUCUGGGUUUAGUGAAGAAGAGAAGAAGAACAAUUAUUUUAUUAUAGUGUCACAUGCUGUACAUAAAUCAUAUAAUAUAAAUAUAUGUAUACAGAGUUUAAAAGAUACAGCAUCCGGUCAAACGGCCUACGAGACACUCCAAACUUUUAGAAUUCUAAAAUAUUUAAAAAUACAUCGUACUAACUACUAAGUAAAACAAUUUAAUGUGGUUAUUAUAAAAUAUAAUACUGAUGCUAAAUUUGAUUUGGGUUAUUCAAUAAAAGAAAUCAUAAAAUUGUUAUGCACUAAAGUUUAGUUUUCUCUUGAACAUGGUUAAAAGAGUAGCGGCCAACGGUUUAACCAAGUUGCCAGAACACAGAAGUGAUUUAAACUGGUCCAUAGGUCUUAAUUCAAGAAGUUAGGGUGUAUUAUAGAGACUGCAUCCCAUAACUUCAUUCUCAAGUCUGAAUAGAAAUUACACAUGAUCAACAAAUUAAAUUAAUCUUCUGUGAUGUUGUGGUUACAACAUGUACAAUUACGACUAUUUAACGGGGUCAUCGGCCUUGUAAAUCUAUCAAUUUCAACUUCCAAGGGUAAGAUGCUGCACCCUUAAUUUAGUUUAUUGCUGGUGGGUGAUUUGUUUCCAGAGUUCGGCACAACUUGGCGUGAUAGAGAGCCCUGUUCUCGUUUUCUGUGAAUGACCCCAUUGUAACAGACAGCCACCAAGCAUAGAAUCACUACUGUAGACAUUAAGCUCACAGUAGAAAUAUACAGUAGCAUUGUUAUGCGAAGGAACUACUCAACUCCCUGUCCAUGAUGUGACACUACGACAUGAUAUGCUACUGUGGAAUGGGCAAGGGAUCUAUGAAGACUAUGUAUGAGUUAUCUUCAAUCUGCAAUACAGACUCACCUUCCACUGUUGUCACAGACCAGACAAUUACUUUCAUCUCUGCCUGUUUUGGCAUGACGAAAACCAAGAACAUGCCAGCAACCAAAUUACGCAUGAUGUCAAACUCGCCCUAAACUAUAUCCUGGAAAUUAUCAGACAUGAAUGAAAGUUAAAAUAACAAACAAACAAGCCAUUCUGGGAAACGCAAUUGUCAAGUUAAUGGUCUACUCUGCACACUGUUUUGUGAUUGUUAAACCUUAGGGUUAUCAUUUGAGUAAUAGCUUAGAUUUACCGUUGUCAGCAGGUGUAGAUAACGUAUUUGGACUAACGUAAGAGGAAGGAGAUGAGGGGAGAAACUUGGUUCCAAAACACAAAUGUCACCAAUAUAUUAUAUUAGAAUCUUUCUUACUUCAUCACACAUUAUGUAAAUAUAUUUAAUGUGUUUAUU